This is a messenger RNA of Cottoperca gobio, 2476 nucleotides long. It is a transcript of the gene ngrn, whose product is annotated as neugrin, neurite outgrowth associated. NCBI's taxonomy places the organism in Eukaryota, Metazoa, Chordata, Actinopteri, Perciformes, Bovichtidae. The record is from RefSeq and is a predicted model, not a curated record. Gene Ontology annotation, cellular component: nucleus. The coding region runs from base 327 to 1253 and encodes 308 amino acids. The transcript is spliced from 3 exons.
UCAUUUGUAUGCAGUAACUGACUAGCAUACAUCUCAAACCUGACCCAACCCUGAACUGCACCUCCACUCCGGUAGGGGGCAGCACCGCAUUGUCUUUGUGUUGUGAGAGUCAUGUUCGAGGAAGUGCAUACACGAGUGUCAGGCAGGGCUAGUGACAUGACUGUGGAGUAGGUAUUUAUGAUGAAGGUGGCUCGUCUGUUGUGAAAUAACGGAUUAAAAUGUAAUUGCUCUUGUUAGCACGACAAGCAGGUUAUAUUACUCGGUUUGAACAAGUGGACGGUUGAACUAUUAUACGCUCAAAAAGGGAGCACAUACUUUCUGUGAGCAUGGCCCGACCUCUGCAGGUCCUCUCCCUCCUCUCCAGGCUUGGUGCUCGGUCUGUGAAGACCUCAGUUUCUAUUACCAGCUGUCGAUAUGCAAGCAAAGGAUUCAACAAGGCAGCGAUGGGACAGAGCCGUGUGCGCAGAGACAGAGUAUCACACAGAGAUGCAAGAGACAUGGAGGACAUGUCUGAUGAUGAAGUGGAGGAAGUAGAAGACAAGCUCCAGACCUUGUUUAAUAAGCAGAGAAAAGAGCAGAGGACUGUGAAAUAUCACAUACUGAGAAGGCAGAUGACUCCACCAGGAGCUCCCCAGAGGAAGCUAACCUGGGAUGCUAUCGAGCAGAUCAAAUAUCUGAAGCAAGAGCAUCCAGAGGAGUGGACGGUGGAGCGUCUGGCUGAGGGCUACUCUGUCACCCCUGAUGUCAUCCGGAGAGUCCUCAAGAGCAAGUUUGUCCCCGCUCCUGAUAAACAAACCAAACAGGAUGCCAAAGUAAUGGCUGGACUCGGUCAGCAGGCGCUGCCUUCAGGUGCUGGGGCAGGGCAGGGCAGGCUAAAGCUGCCUGCAAACCGCACACCAGCUUUACUCACACCUGGAAGUUGGGAAGGUGCAGUGGUGCCUGUGGCUGACAAGACUUUGAUGCUUCGAGGUGAAGGCUCAGGGUUCCUGGCUAUGAGUCCUGCCUCUGUUGCUCUUCUGCCCACCCAGUUCAGAGCUGGUGUUAGUGAUGAUGUCCCUGAGACGAGAUCAAUAGAAGAGGACAGCUUUUCUAAUACAAGUCCUACAGAGGAGGACGACGAGGAGAGCUGGGAUGGACGGCUGUUUACAGAGGAAGAACUGGAAGAGUUUAUGGAAAUGGAACAAUCUUGCCCUGUGGUGCAAGAUGGAAAUGACUAUUUUGAUGCAGAGGGCAACUUUCUGUAUCGAAUCUGAAGACUUCCUGCGUUCAACUGUUGACUAACCAUGUGUGAUGUUCAGGUUGGCAUUAUAACAUAAAGAUUAAUUGUUUGGUCUAUAAAAUAUCAGAAACAGUGAAAAAUAUCCACCCCAGUAUCUUGAAGUCCAAGGUGAAGUCUUGUGCUGUCAGUCCACAAGACAUUCAGUUUAGUGAUGUAUAAAACAGAGAAAAUAGUAAAUCUCUGUAUUUGAGAGGCUGAAACUGCAUUUUAUGCAUGAAAAUGAUGUAUUGAUAAUUAUUUUUAUCUUCUGUUGAUUGAUCGACUCAUCGUUGCAGCUCUACUAAAUAAGCAAAAUAAAACGACAAUUUCUCUAUUAAUUUCUUGAUUUCUUAUUUCCAUAUAUAUUCAGGAAUAAAUAUAGUAAACUGAAAUAAAACCUGAAAUAAAUGCAGCUUUUGUAAAGGCAGAUGAAACUCAAGUUGUACUUUAAGAAUAUCUCAAUCUGCAGCAGCCGCCCUACAACCAGGAAGUGUUUUGGUAACUGAUCCCUUUGUAAUCAACAUAUUUUUACAUUGCUGUACAAUAAGAAUUGGGUUACAAAAAUAGAGGAACAUAUGAAUUUAUUUGCAAACCAAAGCAUAAUUGCCUCAAAUAUACAGAAGAGAAAGAUAGCAGAUACAAAGAUGUAAUCUUGUAUAUUUACAGAACCAUCACAAUGACUUAUUAAUUUAUACAGCAGUUAUAAACCGUAAGAAAAAUGAAUGCAAUAAACCAUCAUAAAAUAACUUACUCAGUGUCUCUCAGUGUAUAGCAGCUACAAAAUAACCCUGUAUCCUCUCUGUGUGUUUUUUUUAACAUUGAGUUGACUAGUCAAAGUUUCACUCAGAAUGAUGUAUUGUGCCAAGACAUGAAAGAGAGAAUAACCAGGUUAUUGUAGGCCAUUUUCUUUACAAAGCUCUGUGGAUUUAAAUAUCGAGAGUUAACAUGCAGAUCAAUGGGAGCUCGUAUGAAACGCGCAUGUCUGUCAUUGCUUAAGGACUCAACUUAGCCAACAAGUGCAACUUCGGGGUGUCACUGACAUACUGGAUGGAACUGGGUACACAUUAGGUGAUAUAAAUAAUAAUCAGUAAAUAGAUGCAUCAUAUCCUAACACCAGGCACUUGUAUAACCACAUCUAAUUUACUGCACUCUGAACCUGCAAGUCACAAAUAAAUAAAACCUGCAUGAAAGCAAUGUGUUUAACACAAGACAGACAAA